AACAGAGUGCCUGUUCUCCAGCGAUGCCCACACACCGAGGGCCUCCCACCCAGAGAAAGGGAGCAGGCUGGCCCCGACCUGGAGGAGAGGAAGAGGGGGAUGAUGAUGGAGAAAGAGGAGAGGGUGUGUGUGCUCCCACGGGAGUGGUCUGCCAGCCUGCCCACGGCCCCAGUGGAAUGGCUGGCCCAGAAGGAUGCCAACCCUGGCAUCAUGCCCACCAUGCCCACCGCGGUGCCUGGCAGGAAACACGCAUAUGCCCUGGAACCAUGCCAGCCACUCCAGGCCGACDGCCAGGGGAAAGAGCGGGAGGAAAAUGAGAGAGAAGAGGAGAAGGAGGAGACGAUGGAUGUUCCAGCCAAAAGAGCCAGGCUAACAAACGUGGUGCUGCCGUCUGUUCCUCUGACCCCAGCGCAUCGGGACCGCCUCUCCCGGACCCCGUCCAACACCCCUGUCAGAAAACCACCCCUGCAGACCACCACCCCUGCCCUCACCCCCUUUCACUCCCUGGCCCCUGCACACCCCCACAUCACCCUCACCCCCAGCCCUCCACGGCUGUCAGACAAGAGACAGAGGCUAAAAGAACACCGCAGGACCAGCGCUUUGGGACUGGGACCCCCCCACACCGGCCCUCACCCCGACCAUGACCCCAACCCAACGGGGGACCUGGUGGCCCCCAGACUCCGUCGGCACGGCGACCAGGACAAGCCCAAGGGCAAGCGGCAGUGCAAGACUAAACACACCAGCCAGAGGGAGAGGGAGAGAGAGGGGCUGGGGCCGGGGAAUGAAGAACUGAGGGAAGAGAGGGAGAGAGAGAGGCUGGGGCCGGGGCCGGGGAAUGAAGAACUGAGGGAAGAGAGGGAGAGAGAGAGGCUGGGGCCGGGGAAUGAAGAACUGAGGGAAGAGAGGGAGAAUAAGCAGGUCAAGGAAAAGCGAUGCAGGAGAAGCGAGAGGAGGUCUUCAUCCCUUCGGAUUACUCCCACUCCUCCCCUGCCCCCCCUCUCACCCGCCCCCCAGCUCAGCCUCUGCCCAGCCCUACAGAGACCCAGGACCGACGCCCACCCUCAACCCCCCGCUGCCCACCUCUACCCCUGCCAGCCGACCCAUGCUCCCGAGGCCGCAGGCUCAUCGUCAAAAGAACGCAGGAGAGACCCUGCUCCAGAGGGCUUCCCGCCUAGGAUACGAG
Molecule: messenger RNA, 1183 nt
Organism: Salvelinus sp. IW2-2015
Lineage: Eukaryota; Metazoa; Chordata; Actinopteri; Salmoniformes; Salmonidae
Source: RefSeq, a predicted model, not a curated record